Periophthalmus magnuspinnatus is the source of this 2142-nucleotide messenger RNA. RefSeq names its product X-prolyl aminopeptidase (aminopeptidase P) 1, soluble (gene xpnpep1). The record is from RefSeq and is a predicted model, not a curated record. Lineage: Eukaryota; Metazoa; Chordata; Actinopteri; Gobiiformes; Gobiidae. Bases 132 to 1994 code for a protein of 620 amino acids. The transcript has 20 exons. Gene Ontology annotation, molecular function: metalloaminopeptidase activity.
CGUGACCAGAAACGUCAACAGCACAAUGGCAGCCUCCUGUUUGUAAAUGAACACACGGUCCAAGCUGCAAAAGGAGCGCACAGUUUUUGCACAAGACCGACCAUUUCGAAGUACAACGACUGGAUACUACAAUGUCUCCAAAGAUCACCGGAGAGCUGCUUCGGCUUCUUCGCCAGGCAAUGAAAAACUGUAAAUACUUCCCUGAACCAAUACAGGCCUACAUCGUCCCGUCUGGCGAUGCACACCAGAGUGAAUACAUUGCCCCUUGUGAUUGCAGACGCGAGUUUAUCUCUGGGUUCAAUGGCUCUGCAGGAACAGCCAUUGUGACAGAGCAACAUGCUGCGCUGUGGACUGACGGGCGGUACUUUCUGCAGGCCAGUCAACAGAUGGACAACAACUGGACUCUUAUGAAGAUGGGCCUGAAGGAGACGCCAUCACAGGAGGACUGGCUCAUCAGUGUCCUUCCUGAAAACUCCAAAGUUGGGGUCGAUCCUUGGAUUUAUGCUGCUGAUCAGUGGAAGAACAUGUCCAAGGCUCUGACCGGUGCCGGGCACUCUCUUGUGUCUGUGCAUGAAAACAUGAUUGAUGUUAUUUGGGCAGACAGGCCUGAGCGCUCCAGCACACAGCUACGGACUUUGGGUUUAGAGUAUACAGGUUUGUCCUGGCAAGACAAGAUCACAACCCUGCGGGCAAAGAUGACAGAGAGGAAAAUCACCUGGUUUGUGGCCACAGCACUGGAUGAGAUUGCAUGGCUUUUUAACCUCCGUGGUGCAGACAUCGAAUACAACCCAGUUUUCUUUGCAUAUGCUAUUGUGGGGAUGAACACGAUAAGGUUUUUCAUUGACCUGAAGAGGCUGAAUGACCCUGCGCUGAGGUCCCAUCUUCAGCUGGACUCUCCGCUCAAACCCGAGCUGAGUAUCACGACGCUUCCGUACGAGUCUGUGUAUUCUGAGCUGCAGGCCGUCUGCGCCGCUCUCGGCCCCAAGGACAAAGUGUGGAUCUGUGACAAGGCCAGCUGUGCACUGACCCAGGCCAUCCCCAAGAAUCACCGGACCCCCAUCCCCUACACUCCCCUGUGUUUGGCCAAAGCUGUGAAGAACCCAACUGAAAUCCAAGGAAUGAGAAUGGCCCAUAUCAAAGAUGCAGUAGCUCUCUGUGAACUUUUUGCCUGGUUAGAGAAAGAGAUUCCCAAAGGCACAGUGACGGAGAUAUCUGCAGCUGAUAAAGCUGAAGAAUUCCGCAGCCAGCAGAAAGAGUUUGUAGGUCUCAGCUUCCCCACCAUCUCAAGUGUCGGACCAAAUGCAGCAAUCAUACAUUAUCGUCCACUGCCUGAAACCAACAGAACCCUCACCGUAAAUGAAGUGUACCUGAUUGACUCUGGGGCUCAGUACAUUGAUGGAACCACAGACGUCACUCGCACCAUGCACUUUGGAACACCUUCUCCUUUUGAGAAGGAGUGCUUUACUUAUGUACUGAAGGGACACAUUGCCGUCAGUGCUGCAAUUUUCCCCAAUGGAACCAAAGGCCACUUGUUAGAUUCGUUUGCCCGUGCAGCCUUGUGGGACUCUGGAUUGGACUACCUUCACGGGACAGGGCAUGGUGUGGGCUGUUUCUUAAACGUUCAUGAGGGCCCAUGUGGCAUCAGCUACAAGACAUUUGCCGAUGAACCUCUGGAAGCAGGCAUGAUCGUCAGUGAUGAGCCUGGCUACUACGAAGAUGGCUCAUUUGGCAUUCGUAUAGAAAAUAUUGUUCUUGUUGUGCCAGCUAAACCCAAGUACAACUACAGAAACAGAGGAAGCCUUACAUUUGAACCACUGACUCUAGUCCCCAUUCAAGUCAAAAUGAUGAACACAGAGCUGCUCACCCAAAAGGAGAGGGACUGGGUGAACGAGUAUCACAGAAAAUGCCGGGACGUCAUCGGGGCAGAGCUGGAGCGUCAGGGCAGGAAGGAGGCGCUGCAGUGGCUCAUAAGAGAGACACAGCCAAUCGUCUGAGGACCUGUGUGCACCUAUGUGUAACUGGACGAUCGAUCGCUCUGCACUGAUAAUCAUUUGUAUUCUCUCUCACUCUGUGUCUCACACUCAGCUUCUUUUGUAAAGCACAUUGUAUCUGCAGUUUUAUUAAAUGUGAUCAAAAUCCAAA